CGCCGGAGGAAGCAGCGAGGACCCUCACCGGUGUUGGCCCGCCGCCGCCGCCGCCGCCGCUGCUGCCGCCGUCUCCGGGUCCGCGCCUCGGGCCCGGCCCGACCCGGUCUGGCUCGCGCGGGCUCAGCGGCCGCGGGGCCGCGGCUCUCGAUGGAAACUAUAUGACAGAAUAUUUGGGUGACAUCUUCAUGAAAGAGCUUCAAGAAUUACAGAUAUCUGAGAAAGACGUCUGUGAGACAGUGGCAUUCUUUUCCUAGCUAUUACAGAAGGAAGGAACCGUGUUCUUGUGUAUGCACUGUGUGGAUCACCACUCAGUGAGGCGUGAUUAGCCAAGAGAUUUUAAACUUGGUAGUUCAACCUUUAGGUUGCUUCCCCUUGUGGUCACCCCACUUGGAGAUGUACUUCUGUCUUAAGGACUCUGGCAGGAAGGACAAGUCCACAGGAAUUUGACUCCUUGACAUGAAGCAGACAGCCUUAUACUUUCAUGCCAGAUGCUUCAUGUGGAGUUACUAUUGUCACAGCUUUUUCCCCUCCAGGAAAGGGUUUCCAGUUGACAAAGACACUAAUGCAUUUGAGACAGUGGUAACUUUUGGGGGGAGGGAAAAAGCUGCUUUCCUGAUCUGCAACUUGACCAGAUGCUAAGAUGUCUGUGGACAUGAAUAGCCAGGGGUCUGACAGCAAUGAAGACGACUAUGACCCAAAUUGUGAGGAGGAGGAAGAGGAUGAGGACCCUGGGGAUAUAGAGGACUAUUACGUGGGAGUAGCCAGCGACGUGGAGCAGCAGGGGGCCGAUGCCUUUGAUCCUGAGGAGUACCAGUUCACCUGCUUGACCUACAAGGAGUCUGAGGGUGCCCUCAAUGAGCACAUGACCAGCUUAGCCUCUGUCCUGAAGGUAUCGCAUUCAGUUGCUAAACUUAUAUUAGUUAAUUUCCAUUGGCAAGUUGCAGAGAUACUGGACAGAUACAAAUCUAAUUCUGCUCAGCUGCUCGUUGAGGCUCGAGUUCAGCCCAGUCCUUCGAAACAUGUCCCCGCCACCCAUCCCCCUCACCACUGUGCAGUGUGCAUGCAGUUUGUGCGGAAGGAAAAUCUGCUAUCUCUGGCCUGCCAGCACCAGUUCUGCCGCAGCUGCUGGGAACAGCACUGCUCGGUGCUCGUCAAGGACGGCGUGGGCGUGGGAGUCUCCUGCAUGGCUCAGGACUGCCUGCUCCGAACGCCAGAGGACUUUGUGUUCCCACUGCUGCCCAGCGAAGAGUUGAGGGACAAAUACAGGCGCUACCUCUUCAGAGACUACGUGGAGAGUCAUUACCAGCUCCAGCUGUGCCCCGGCGCAGACUGCCCCAUGGUGAUCCAUGUACAGGAGCCCAGAGCCCGCCGUGUACAGUGCAGCCGGUGCAACGAGGUCUUCUGUUUCAAGUGUCGCCAGAUGUACCACGCCCCCACAGACUGCACCACGAUCCGGAAGUGGCUCACCAAGUGUGCGGACGACUCUGAGACAGCCAACUACAUUAGUGCUCACACUAAAGACUGUCCUGCAUGCAACAUCUGCAUCGAGAAGAACGGAGGCUGCAAUCACAUGCAAUGCUCCAAGUGCAAACACGACUUCUGCUGGAUGUGCCUGGGGGACUGGAAGACCCACGGCAGCGAGUACUACGAGUGCAGUCGCUACAAGGAGAACCCGGACAUUGUCAACCAGAGCCAGCAGGCCCAGGCCAGGGAGGCCCUCAAGAAGUACUUGUUCUACUUUGAGAGGUGGGAAAACCACAACAAGAGCUUGCAGCUGGAGGCACAGACAUACCAGAGGAUUCACGAGAAGAUUCAGGAGAGGGUCAUGAAUAACCUGGGCACUUGGAUCGACUGGCAGUACCUGCAGAAUGCUGCCAAGCUCUUGGCCAAGUGCCGCUACACCCUGCAGUACACGUACCCGUAUGCAUACUACAUGGAGUCCGGACCCCGGAAGAAGCUGUUUGAAUACCAGCAGGCUCAGCUUGAGGCUGAGAUCGAAAACCUGUCAUGGAAAGUGGAGCGAGCAGACAGCUAUGACCGAGGGGACCUGGAGAACCAGAUGCACAUAGCAGAGCAGCGGAGGAGGACCCUGCUGAAGGACUUCCACGACACCUAGGGGGCCCAGGCGGCCACACGGGGCUGGGGCUGGGGCCCGCUGCCGUCUGCAUGCCACAGGCUCUGCCUCUCGCGGCCCUGGCAGCCUGGCCCUGCUCGGGAGAGACGCCGGCCUCACACUUCUUAGUGGAUUUGUUUUCUUCUCAUCUUUUCGCUUUGUGUUUCUACUGGGGUAGAGACCGUAUUGACAUGGUCUCUUUUCAGGACUUGUAUCCACCCUGGGUGGUUGUUGGGAGGGAGGGAGAGUCUUUUCUGAGUGACUAUUAAUAGUACUAGAUCAUUACAACUCAUGUAAUUUUCAAAGGUUGUACAAUUAUACAAAAAAAAGCAAACCACAGAAUUACACAGAACCCUUUUUAAAAAUAAAUUGGCAUUGGAGUGUUUUA
Messenger RNA from Manis pentadactyla (Chinese pangolin), 2504 nucleotides. RefSeq names its product ariadne RBR E3 ubiquitin protein ligase 2 (gene ARIH2). NCBI's taxonomy places the organism in Eukaryota, Metazoa, Chordata, Mammalia, Pholidota, Manidae. Gene Ontology annotation, biological process: positive regulation of proteasomal ubiquitin-dependent protein catabolic process; protein polyubiquitination; ubiquitin-dependent protein catabolic process. Gene Ontology annotation, molecular function: ubiquitin protein ligase activity; ubiquitin conjugating enzyme binding; zinc ion binding. The coding region runs from base 644 to 2119 and encodes 491 amino acids. The transcript has 17 exons. Gene Ontology annotation, cellular component: ubiquitin ligase complex; cytoplasm. The record is from RefSeq and is a predicted model, not a curated record.